This is a messenger RNA of Phacochoerus africanus (Common warthog), 1003 nucleotides long. RefSeq names its product olfactory receptor 6C3-like. Bases 65 to 1003 code for a protein of 312 amino acids. Gene Ontology annotation, molecular function: olfactory receptor activity; G protein-coupled receptor activity. Gene Ontology annotation, cellular component: membrane. NCBI's taxonomy places the organism in Eukaryota, Metazoa, Chordata, Mammalia, Artiodactyla, Suidae. Gene Ontology annotation, biological process: G protein-coupled receptor signaling pathway. The transcript has a single exon. The record is from RefSeq and is a predicted model, not a curated record.
ACUGUUUUAUGUUCUAUAAGGGGAAUGCACAUUUUCUGUUCUCAAGGGGGAAACAGGAUUGGCAAUGAAAAACCACACAGUACCCACAGAAUUCAUUCUUCUUGGCCUCUCAGAUGACCCAGAGCUUCAGACUGUGAUUUUUCUCUUUUUAAUUAUCACAUAUAUAUUAAGUGUCAUGGGAAAUUUGGCCAUCAUCACUCUCACCCUGGUGGACUCCCAUCUACACACCCCUAUGUAUUUUUUCCUCAGGAACUUCUCUGUAUUAGAAGUUUCCUUCACAACUGUCUGCAUUCCUAGAUUUUUGGGCACAAUUGUCACCAGGGACAAAACUAUUUCAUACAGUAAUUGUAUAGCUCAGUUGUUUUUCUUCAUCUUCAUGGGAAUCACUGAAUUUUAUCUUCUAACUGCCAUGUCCUAUGAUCGCUAUGUCGCAAUCUGCAAACCCCUGCAUUAUACAACCAUCAUGAGCAAAAGAGUCUGCACACUGCUUGUCUUUUUCGCUUGGCUGGCAGGAUUCUUAAAUAUCUUCCCGCCAGUUAUUCUUUUUCUCCGGUUAGAUUAUUGCGGCUCCAAUAUCAUUGAUCACUUUGCUUGUGACUAUUUCCCCCUCCUGCAACUAUCCUGCUCUGACACAUGGCUCCUGGAAGUGAUUGGUUUCUACUCUGCCAUAGUGAUUCUGCUUUUCACCCUGGCAUUAAUCCUUCUAUCCUACGUGUUCAUCAUGAAGACAAUCCUGAAACUGCCUUCUGCCAGUCAGCGAAAAAAGGCAUUUUCUACAUGCUCCUCUCACAUGAUUGUCAUUUCCAUCUCUUAUGGGAGCUGCAUGUUCAUGUAUGCCAACCCUUCAGCAAAAGAAAAGGCGUCCUUGACCAAAGGAGUAGCUAUUCUGAACACUUCUGUUGCUCCCAUGAUGAAUCCAUUUAUAUAUACCCUGAGGAACCAGCAAGUGAAGCAAGCCUUUAAAGAUACUAUCCAAAAGAUUAUGUUUUCUUCAAGUAAAUGA